GUGGUACGGCUUUGUGUGACUGAGAGUACGCAGAGAAGCAGAGAUACUCAGUGUAUGAGGCGGAUCUCCCUUUCGUGGAUAUCGGUUGUGAGACUUACAUGUAGCCUGUCGGAUGUGUUGGUUCGGCCGCAAACAGCACUCAUGGCGGUGAAAUGUUUACGUAGAGCGAAACGCAAACUCCUUCGUCUAUGUGAUUGCACUAGACUAAAUCCCUCAACAACUACUGAUUGGUGCAAUUCGAGCUACUCGCUAUCCCAACAUCUCUCCAGCUUUCACUAUCAGCUUUUUUCUAGGGAUACAACCGAACUUCGGAUCUUGAAACUGAUCUCGCCUAAAAGCAUUGUCUCGCGCAUAUCCGAC
Amoebophrya sp. A25 is the source of this 360-nucleotide messenger RNA. The record is from the annotation of a GenBank genome assembly. Lineage: Eukaryota; Dinophyceae; Syndiniales; Amoebophryaceae.